GGACGCAGCGCCAGCUGGGCUUCUGACUCGCUGCGCGGGGACAGCUCAAAGCCACUGGGACAGCGGAGGACAGUGGGCUCACCUCCUGCGCGAUCGCUGGAGAGUGCCGGGGAUGCGCUGGGUGGGAGAGGGUGUGGGCGCGGGGGACGGGUCCUGUGCCCAGAGCGGUGGGUUCCGGGUAGGGAAGCCGAGCGUGACCGCGACGGGGGUGGUGGGGUUGGUGGGAGGCGAGGAGAAGAGGCCCCCGGAGCAGACCGCGCUGGGUGCUCGGUGGGUCAUUGCCGUUGCGGGAGACCCCUCCGGGAUCGGCGUGUGAGGAGCAGAAGUAACCAGGUGAAAAGGAGGGAGAGGUUGGGGAGAUGGAUCUGAAAGACUCAGAAACCGCUGGGAACCUUCACCUGGGACCCAGACGGGGCCCAGGAAAGGCAGAUGAAGAAGCAGAGGGGGGUCGGGGGGCCACCCGAACGUCUAAGCCCAGACUGAAUGACAGAUCCCUACCGCUUAGGGGGACGCCCUCUGGCCCGCCUGUCUAAGGCACUGCAGGAAAGGCUUGGAGAGUCAGGAGGUGCCGGGUACCCGACCCCUCCUGGAGCGCCGGCCCGUAGCGCUGGAGCCCGCAGGCCCCGCCCGGGAGGCAGAGUUGGGGGCAGGCUUGUCCCACCGACCUUGCGGGGAUGGCCCCGCCCCCGGGGCCGAGCUUCUCCCGCCAGGUUCCCGCUCCGCGAUGGCCUCGGCACUGAGCUAUGUCUCCAAGUUCAAGUCCUUCGUGAUCUUGUUCCUCACCCCGAUCCUGCUGCUGCCACUCAUCAUUCUGAUGCCCGCCAAGUUUGUCAGGUGUGCCUACGUCAUCAUCAUCAUGGCCGUCUACUGGUGCACGGAAGUCAUCCCUCUGGCUAUCACCGCCCUGCUGCCUGCCUUGCUUUUCCCACUCUUCAAGAUUCUGGACUUUAAGCAGGUGAGCAUCCAGUACAUGAAGGAUACCAACAUGCUGUUCCUUGGUGGUCUCAUCGUGGCUGUGGCCGUAGAGCACUGGAAGCUGCACAAGAGGAUUGCCCUGCGCACGCUCCUCUGGGUGGGGACCAAGCCUGCACAGCUGAUGCUGGGCUUUAUGUGUGCCACGGCCUUUCUCUCCAUGUGGAUCAGCAACACGGCCACCACGGCCAUGAUGGUGCCCAUCGUGGAGGCCGUGCUGCAGCAGAUGGAGGCCACGAGUUCAGCAUCCGAGGCCAGCCUGGGGACCCUGGAGCUGGCAGAAAAGGGCAAGGCCGGCGAGCUGCCAGGGAACCAAGCGACUUUGGAAGGUCCCUCUGUGAGGCAGCAGGAGGUCAACAGGAAGAAAGUGUGCAAGGCCAUGACCCUGUGCAUAUGUUACUCGGCCAGCAUCGGAGGCACCGCCACCCUGACUGGGACGGGACCCAACGUGGUGCUCCUGGGCCAGAUGCAAGAGUUAUUUCCGGACAGCAAAGACAUCGUGAACUUCGCCUCCUGGUUCGGAUUCGCCUUCCCCAACAUGCUGAUCAUGCUCCUGCUCUCCUGGUUGUGGCUCCGCUUCAUGUACAUGAGAUUCGAUCUGUCCUGGGGCUGCAGCCUGGAGAAGAAAAGCGAGGAGAAAUCUGCCCACGAGGUGCUGUGGGCGGAGUACAGAAAGCUGGGGCCCCUCUCCUUCGCUGAGAUCAACGUCCUGCUCUGCUUCUUUCUGCUGGUCGGCCUCUGGUUCACCCGGGACCCCGGCUUCAUGCCCGGCUGGGUGUCGAUCGCCUGGACAGAGGGAAAGACAAAGUACGCCUCCGAUGCCACUGUGGCCAUCUUUGUGGCCAUCUUGCUAUUCAUCAUGCCUUCGCAGAAGCCCAAGUUCAACUUCUGCAGCCAGACUGAGGAAGAAAGGAAAACUCCAUUCUAUCCACCCCCACUGCUGAAUUGGAAGGUGGCCCAGGAGAAAGUGCCCUGGGGGAUCGUGCUUCUCCUGGGGGGCGGCUUUGCUGUGGCUAAGGGAUGCGAGGCUUCAGGGCUGUCAGAAUGGAUGGGGAAGCAGAUGGAGCCUUUGCACACUGUGUCCCCGACAGCCAUCACCUUGAUCAUGUCCUCACUCAUUGCUGUGCUCACUGAGUGCACAAGCAACGUGGCCACCACCACUCUGUUCCUGCCCAUCUUUGCCUCCAUGUCACGUUCCAUUGGCCUCAACCCGCUGUACAUCAUGAUCCCCUGUACGCUGAGUUCAUCUUUUGCCUUCAUGUUGCCCGUGGCCACCCCGCCUAACGCCAUCGUGUUUUCCUAUGGACACCUCAAGGUUUCCGACAUGAUGAAAACAGGACUAACAAUGAACGUCAUUGGAAUCACCUGUGUAUUUUUGGCCAUCAACACCUGGGGACGGGUCAUAUUUGACUUGGAUCAAUUCCCUGACUGGGCUAAUGUGACAGCACAUUGAGACUUUGGAAGAGUUGCAAGACCAUGCCCACGGCCCCCACCCUCCCAAGGACUCUUGAACCUUCCAGUAUGACUUGCCACAGAGCUUUGGGGUUCAUGUCCCAAAGUGACCCCAUGAUGCCCACACCCUAUGGAGACCCAGCUGACAGGCCAACUCUUCCUCCAGGCCUGGGGUCUCAGCUGGGGAUGGGCUUUGAGAGGGUAGGCUCUGAAGUGAAGGGAGCCUGCCAUGAGUCUGCUGGUGUCCAUCUUUGCUGGGGGCCUGCCAUCACCUCUGAGAUGGUCAGGGUCCUGUCCCCACUCAGCCUCGAGCUGGCCCCCCGGGGCUGGACUCUGGGGUUCACUUGUCAUUCACGUGGGAAUCAGAUCCCAGCUUGGGAGGUGAGAAAACAAACUUCCAGGCCCCGUGCCUCUCCCAGCUUUCCUUAGGCUGCCUUGGAUCCCUCCUGGCACUAGGAGGGGUCAGUCCACAGCCCAGGGACGGAGUGUCUGGUCCUGGGCAGCUUCCCACUGCUAGAGUGAGAGUGGGAACGAGAGCCUCCUGGGACCACUGGGAGUAAGGAUGAGGAACUUGAGUUGCUAACUGCCAGAUGACACGGCCUGCUGCACCCCACUUGUAAUCUGCUCAACUGUAACUGAUGAUUUAGACCCACUCCCCAGCUCUGCAGGACACCUCCUCAGACCCCUUCGUGGUCUGGCUGACAUUUAUUGGGAUCCUCCCCGGCAGGUUAGUUUGUCUCUUCCAGAAGAUGCUUUCCUACCCCAUGACAGCUGGGGUCACACUAUAUAUGGGCAGUGGUCAUACUACACAUAGGCUCCUUUGGGCCCAUAGCUGGAGACCUUGGUCCACCCUCACCUGCAGGGGUAGGGGGAUGGAUAGCUGUUAACCACCAAGAGCAGGCUUCCUUCAGAGUCUGUCUGUCAGGCCGGAGUUUGGGCUCCUCUGGGGAAAGCUCCCUUUGCUGAUUGGCCCUGGCAGCCAAGCCUGGUACGGACAGAGCAUCGCUGAGAACCAGCAGCGCCCAGUGGUUCCCGAGCAGACAGCUCCUGCCCAUGCGUGAAUCUACCUGAAGUUGUGGGACCAAGACUCCAGAGUGGCCUGGGAACCCUCAGAACCUCGGGGAGAGAUGCGUGAGAGUCCUGUCCUCUUGCCCAACAACCCAGUUUUCUUUCCUUCCUGUGCUGCGCCACUGAUGGUAUUUUUCAGAGCAGGAGAAAGUCUGGGAACCUAAAGACCCCCACUGUCUCUACCCGAGGGCCAAGCAUAUACAGCUGGUUCCUUGCGGUGGGGUGAGUCCUGACCGUCCUGUCUCCAGUAGAAGGUGCACCAGGCUGUCUCUGGCUUUCUGCUCUGUGCAGGACGGUGGGGUGGGGAGAGGCAGGUGGAUGAAUGAACACUCACACAUUGCCCACUUCCAGCGUGCCGGGCCUCCCUGCACCCUGCUAACGAUCUCAUUCAAUCUUUGCUGCAGCCUGUGAGAUAGGCAGGUGUUAUUAACCUCCUCUGUCUUUCAUUAGUACUGGGACUCAGAGAGGCCACAUCAUGUCCAGUAGUCACACAUCCAGUUAGUGGCGGCUGAGGUUCUGAUUCAGACCUGCCACCGCUAUGUCCACUGCUGCUUCCUUUAGCCGUUAAGGGCCUUGGCCUUGUAGGGCCUGUAGGGAAAGGUGGGUGACCAAGAGCAGGUCUACCCAAGGCCCUGCCUGCUCAGGGAUUAUCAACAAGAGCCCCUUGCUGCUGCCUCCUCUGAGAGGGCUCAGAGCUCUCUCAGAACAGAUUGGGCUGGUCUUUGCCCUAGAAGAAACAAAGCCUUUGGUUGGAGAGAGCACCGUGGAAAUGGGCCAGCUGCUCUCCCACCAAGGUGAAACCGCACCACCCCUUUAUCACUACUCCCUACACUGCUGCUGCGGACGUGUCUGCCCUCCCCCGCUGCCCCCACAGUGAGGGCUCCGAGGACUUGCACAGCCUGCGGGGCCCAGUGCCGCCGCUACAGCAGGCCACCACAAGUGUGACUAGUAAAUAAAUGAUCAGUAUGGUCAACUGGA
Molecule: messenger RNA, 4470 nt
Organism: Bubalus bubalis (water buffalo)
Lineage: Eukaryota; Metazoa; Chordata; Mammalia; Artiodactyla; Bovidae
Gene: SLC13A5
Product: solute carrier family 13 member 5
Exons: 13
Coding region: 725-2425 (566 amino acids)
Biological process (GO): citrate transport; monoatomic anion transmembrane transport
Cellular component (GO): membrane
Molecular function (GO): succinate transmembrane transporter activity; sodium:dicarboxylate symporter activity; citrate transmembrane transporter activity
Source: RefSeq, a predicted model, not a curated record